This is a messenger RNA of Symsagittifera roscoffensis, 1484 nucleotides long. RefSeq lists its product as uncharacterized. The coding region runs from base 107 to 949 and encodes 280 amino acids. The transcript is spliced from 3 exons. NCBI's taxonomy places the organism in Eukaryota, Metazoa, Xenacoelomorpha, Acoela, Convolutidae. Gene Ontology annotation, molecular function: GTPase activating protein binding. The record is from RefSeq and is a predicted model, not a curated record. Gene Ontology annotation, biological process: canonical NF-kappaB signal transduction; Ral protein signal transduction.
GGUAGUUGAAUGCGAAAACAACAAAACUGCUUUGGAAUUCUCCGUGCAUUUAAUGGGGGAUAUUAUAUAGCUUCAGGAAAUGCGGUACUGACUAUAAGAAGCGAAAAUGGGUAAGCCUCAUCGGAUCAUGGUCGUAGGGGCGAAGAACGUGGGGAAAACGUCACUGAUUCACGAACUGUUAUAUUGCUCAAUUUCAGAAGACAAGCAAAAUAGCUCUGAGCACUGCCGCAGUCCUGAAGACUUCUACGAAAUGAUCUUCGAGUUGACCCCUGACCCCGCGACCCAAACUACAAACCUUAAUUACAACAACCAAUCAAACAACAACAACAAUAGUAGUAUCAAAUCUCCUUCAUCAGCUAACACUGCACAUAUCAAAGACAAUGUUCGUCUUAUUGACACGGAGGGCAUUCGAGGAGGCGCAGCUGAAUUGCCGAAGUAUUUCAUGGCGAGAACGAACAACAGUAGCAGCAGUAAUUCGGAUUUUGUAAAUAUAGACGGUGUAAUUAUUCUGUACAGUUUAUACAACUACAAUUCAUUCCAGCUGGCCACAAGCCUGUACGCAGAAUUUUAUCGAAAGAAAGACUCAAAAAAUGUAUUCCCUCUGAUGCUCCUGGGCAUGGAUUGGGACUACAGUGAUGACUCAUCCUCCUCGCCACUAACGCCACGAGCAAACGAUGACGUCAUAGUAUCACAGCAGUCACGUGACAGUAGUGGCGAGUUUAAGGACGCGAUGAAAAAGAGGGCGAGGCAAGUGUCCCCAUCAGACAUAUCGAGCUGGGUCAACAAGAGUAAACUGUUUUCGUCUUCGAGUACAAACAAUACCCUAUCGCAUUUCGAAGUGUGUCUUCAUAAUAGAGACCACCUUUUGAGUUGCUUCACUCAUUUCAUAUCAAAGUUCCACACAAAUACUAAAACUGGUUUUGUUCUGCCCGGCUUCAGGAAAAAGUAAUUAUCACUUAUGGUUUGACUAGCAUACAAUUGAGGCCAUAGUUCUUUUGAUUUUUCUAUUAUAAAAGUAUUCUGAUGAUAGAAAACUUGGCGAAAAAACUUGAAGGGAUAUUUCAAACAAAUAGUUUUUUAACGUCGAUUGACGAAGAUUUGGAUGAAUGAGACCAAUGAGUGGCCCAUAUCUAUAGAUAAGCUAUUAACGUUAUUUGAAGCAUCAAAGCAAACACAAUUUAGAUACUAUUAUCAACUUUUAAGUUGCAUUGAAAUGGCUAAGAGUGUAACAAUGAAAAGGGCACAAUUUAUUAUUUAAAAAUUUAUCGAUAGCACAUAGAUGUUAUUUAGAAAUUGAAUUUCAUAUUUGUUUACAGGGGCGGAUCUAGGAUUUUCUCGAGGGGGGGGGCGGAUUUUCAAAAAAUUUUCCAAAAUUUUGACGACCUUUUUUUUUUUAGGUCGACCAAAUUGAUUUUUCGAGCUCUCCCAAAGCACUGUUUAAUUAGUUUUUUUGUCUAUUGUUCGUUAUAGUUGUACUAGAUGAU